GGGAGUGGGAAGCAAGGAGCACUGGACCAGUGCCAUGGCCUCUGUUCCGAAGCUGCUUCUCCUCCUCCUCUUGUUUUGGAGUUGUCACUCUCUCGUUGCUCACGCAGGAGAUGAUCGCAGCUACAGGGUUCUGUCCCUUGACUCUCUGAACUCUGACGCUGUAUGCUCCGAGCCCAAAGUUCCAUUGUCCGGCGCCGCCACAGUGCCGUUGCACCACCGUCACGGCCCAUGCUCGCCGUUGACCACCAAGAAGAUGCCGACCUUGGAGGAGAUGCUCCGGCGUGACCAGCUCCGGGCUGCCUACAUCCAACGGAAGUUCUCUGGCGGCGACGGCAAGGGCGGCGCUGGUGACGUCCAGCAAUCGGACGCCACCGUGCCGACCACGCUGGGUACGUCCCUGAACACGUUGGAGUACUUGAUCACCGUAGGCAUCGGCUCGCCGGCCGUGACCCAGACCGUGCUCAUCGACACCGGCAGCGACGUGUCGUGGGUGCAGUGCAAACCGUGCUCGCUGUGCCACUCCCAGGCGAACCCGCUCUUCGACCCCAGCUCCUCGAGCACCUACUACCCGUUCUCCUGCAGCUCUGACGCCACCUGCGCGCAGCUCGGCCAGGAGGGGAACGGCUGCUCGAGCUCCCAGUGCCAGUACAUUGUCACCUACGGCGACGGCUCCAGCACCACCGGGACCUACAGCUCCGACACGCUCGCGCUGGGCUCCAACACCGUCAGGAACUUCCAGUUCGGGUGCAGCCACGUGGAGUCGGGCUUCGACGACCAAACCGACGGCCUCAUGGGGCUCGGCGGCGGCGCGCAAUCGCUCGUGUCGCAGACGGCGGGGACAUUCGGCAGGGCCUUCUCCUACUGCCUCCCGCCGACUCCGAGCUCCUCCGGGUUCCUCACGCUCGGCGCCGGAACUUCCGGCUUCGUCAAGACGCCGAUGCUCAGGAGCAGCCAGGUCCCCACGUUCUACGGCGUGCGCCUUCAGGCCAUCAGGGUGGGAGGGAGACAGCUCAUCAUACCCACCUCAGCCUUCUCCGCCGGGGCGAUCAUGGACUCCGGCACGGUCAUCACGCGCUUGCCGCGGACGGCCUACUCGGCGCUGUCGUCGGCGUUCAAGGCCGGGAUGAAGCAGUACCCGUGGGCACCGCCCAGCGGCAUCCUCGACACGUGCUUCGACUUCAGCGGCCAGAGCAGCGUCACGAUACCUUCCGUCGCGCUGGUAUUCUCCGGGGGCGCGGUCGUCAACCUCGACGCGAACGGGAUCAUUCUGGGCAGCUGCCUUGCCUUCGCGGGCAACAGUGACGACGGGUCCCUCGGCAUCAUCGGCAACGUGCAGCAGCGGACGUUCGAGGUGCUCCACGACGUCGGCGGGGGCGCUAUGGGCUUCAGGGCCGGCGCGUGCUGAUGAUCGCCGCGCACAAGGAUUGUGGUGGCAACUGGCAACCAUCAGUUAUAGCAAAUAACGUGAAGCAAGUGUGCAAGCUACGAACCAAUGUAAUUUUCUCCUGAUAUAUAGUUAUAAACGAAGAUUAAUCAUAUAUUAUAGUAUUGCUCUUCGACGGUUUAGUUUGUGUAAUCCAACAGUUUCAGUUGGAGCCCUACGAGCUGACAGACUCUAUGAC
Messenger RNA from Panicum hallii, 1622 nucleotides. Its product is annotated as aspartyl protease family protein At5g10770-like. Gene Ontology annotation, biological process: proteolysis. The record is from RefSeq and is a predicted model, not a curated record. Gene Ontology annotation, molecular function: aspartic-type endopeptidase activity. The transcript is spliced from 2 exons. Lineage: Eukaryota; Viridiplantae; Streptophyta; Magnoliopsida; Poales; Poaceae. The coding region runs from base 35 to 1405 and encodes 456 amino acids.